Messenger RNA from Closterium sp. Naga37s-1, 6255 nucleotides. NCBI's taxonomy places the organism in Eukaryota, Viridiplantae, Streptophyta, Zygnematophyceae, Desmidiales, Closteriaceae. The record is from the annotation of a GenBank genome assembly.
AUGUGGCCUCUCCUUCUGUCCUCUCACCUGCUCGUCACCGUUUCUUCUUCCCGCCUCUCCCCGCACUGCUGCUGCAUGCUGCGCUUCUCUCCUCCCUCCUCCCCAUUUCCUCCUCCCUGGCGUGGGCAGAUGCGGGAGCAGCUGGUGGCUGAGAAUCGCCACAAGUUCGAGCAGGCUGCCAAGGCGCCAGCGGCGUUCUCAUCGCUGCAGGUGGGCGCCUAUCUGCGCACCGCUGCCAUGCGCCGCCAAAUCGACUCCGUUCGCUCUGCUGCCGCCUCUGCCUUCGCUGCCUCUGCCCCCGCUGCUGUUGCUGCCGCCACCCGUCCCACUUCCACCCCUGGUUCGUCCUCUGCUGCUGCUGCCGUGGUAGCGGUGGGGGCAUUAGGAAGGGAAGUGACUGGCGUGGGCGUGGCCGGGCGAGCAGGAGGAGCAGCAGAGGCGGAGGAAGGAGUGGGGGUGGGCAGGGGGGGUGGAGGGGGCGUGGGCGGGGGGCGGAUAGCAUCGGAGGCGGGCAGAGAGUUCGUGUUUACCUCCUCUGUGGGGCAGGGUGCGGGUGACGCUCUCCUGGGACGGCGCCUGCCCCCACUGUCAGCAGCGCCCGCACAGGGCAGGGGGGGAAAGGGGCUGCGCGGGAGGGGCAGGGGAAAGGGCGCCUGGGGGCAUCGGUGGACGGGGGAACAAGCUUGGGGGGAGAGGAGGGGGGAAGGGGGAAGUGGCAAGGCGAAGCAAGUGGACGGGGAUAAGGACAAGGAGGGGGCGGAGGACAAGUGUGAGAGGGACGGUUUGCGGGAUUUCUCAUGGGGGGGAGGGAGGGGGCAGGGGGGCACGGAGGGGCUGCUGCAGCUGCCUGGCAUUCUGCAGCAGGCGGUGAGCUGGGGGAGGGGGAGGCGGAGGGGGGAGCCGGGGGGACAGUCGGGGGAGGGCGCUAGAGAGGCAAAGGGCGGUGGGACUGGCGGGGCCGGGGAUGGGGCGUGUGGAGUGAGUGGAGGCGUUGAGACGCGGGUGGAGGGGGCGGAAGAAGAGGGGGAGGCAGAGAAGGAGGCGUAUUUGGCGCUGGUGGCAGAGGAAGGCACGGCGCAGCCGACACAGACAAGUGGCAGUGCUGCCAGCAAAGACGCUGCUCCUGGUUCUGCUGCUCGUGAUGCCCCUUCUCUUGGCGGCAGUGGCUUCGAUGCUGCUGCUGGCAGCCCUGCAGCAGACAAUGCUGCUGAUGGCGAUGAUACAGGGGCAGCAGAUGCAGCAGAGAAGGAGGCAGGAGGUGGGGCAACGGAGGGUGGGAGUGUGCCGACGUACCGGGACGAGCAGGGCAGGGUGCGGGUGAGUCGUGUGCGAGGCAUGGGCGUGCGCAUGACCCGCGACCUGCAGUGGAACCUGGUGCUCAUGCGCGAGCGGGAGAAGGAGAGGGCGACGGGCACGGGGAAUGGGGGCGAGGAGGAGAAGGGAAGGGAUAUAGAUGGUGGGUACGAGAAGGAGAAGGGAAGGGGUUUGGAGGAAGGUGAGGGAGAGGAAGGGGAAGAGCAGGAGGAGGGAGAAGGAGGUGAGUUCGAGGAUGAGUUGUUUGCCAUGCUCGUGGCUCCGGGGAAGGUCAGAGAAGCAGCACCAACGCAGAAGCACAGACCAAGCACCACCACACCAAGCACGGCCGGUGGGGUCGCUGCUCCUUCCACUGCACUUGCCCCGACCCCGCCACCUGCUGCCACCUCGGCACCUGCGCGUGUCACGGGGACGGAUGCAGAAGAUUGGCGGAAGGAGGAGGAAGAGGAAGAGGAGGAGGAGGAUGUGGAGUGGGAGGACGGAGGAGGGGAAGAGGAGGAGGCACAGUCAGAUCAAGGAAAUGUGGAGGGAGGAGAGGCAAGGGUUGCUGCAGAGAAGAAUGUGCAGGGAAAGGGUUCUCCAGGUGAUGCUGACGUGGACAUGGAGGCUGACGUGGAGUGGGAGGAAGCACCAGUCGCAGUGCAGCACAUGAAGCCAAGCAAGGCGUCCCCAUCCCCCCAACCUGGCCCGCACUCUCCCCCUGCCCCCACCCCUGUCCCCACCCCUGCAACCACCCCUGCCCAUACCCCUGCCUCCGCCAUUGCAUCUGCAGUGCUAUCUGCCCGUAUACAUGCGGACGAGAAAGUCACAGGGUCUCUUGCUGGCGAGCAGAGGCGUGGGAGGGCAUGGGAGGAGGAGCAGGUGGCAGAGGCCGUGAGGAGGAGCCUGCAGGAUAUGGGGGGGAGGAAGCAAGAGACGCAGCAGAGUGGGGGUGCAGUGGAUUCUGAGAAGGAUAUGGGGGGGAGUGGAGGGGAGCGAGAAGCGGAGGGAGCGGGGGCAGUGGAGGGAGAGGAGGGGGGAGUGGAAGAGGUGGAGGAGGAGAGAGCAGCAUUGGAGGAGGAAGCGAGGAGGCUGCGAGAGGAGAUGGAGGAGGGCCAGCGACGAGUGCAGGAGCUGCUGCAGAAGUGCGGGGUGCCAUACGUGGUAGCACCUCAGGAGGCGGAGGUGCAGUGUGCAUGGCUGGCGCAGCACGGCGUGGUGGACGCGGUCGAGCUGCUGCAGCAGUGUGGGGUGCCGUACAUAAUAGCACCAACAGAGGCGGAGGCGCAGUGUGCAUGGCUGGCGCAGCACGGCGUGGUGGACGCGGUGGUCUCAGACGACUGUGAUGCGCUGCUCUUCGGCGCGCCCACUCUCUGGCGCCACCUCUUCUCCGAUCGGCACUAUGUGGAGGUGUAUCGCGCUGAGGACGUGCAGCGAGAGCUGGGGCUCAGCAGGAGGCACCUCGUGCGCAUGGCCAUGCUAUUGGGCUGUGACUACACGCCCGGGAUCAGUGGCAUCGGAGUGGUGAAUGCCAUCGAGGUGAUCCACGCCUUUCCUGGAGCACGCGGGCUGCAGCGCUUUCGUCAAUGGCUUGACUCCCCCCAUGCUGCCGCCCUCGCCCACCUGCUGCCCGGGGGGGCACAGGGCGGUGCACAGGGCGGUGCUGUGGGCGCGGCAGAUGGGUGGGAGGAGGAGGAUGAUGGGUGGUGGGAAGAUGAGGAGUCGGAUGAGGAGGAGGAGGGGGAGGAGGGUGGGGAAGGUAGGGGGAAAGGUAAUGGGAGGAAGGGCGAGGGGGCGGGGGUGCGGAGGCAGUGGGUGGUACCGGGCAACUUCCCCAGUCCAGCGGUGGCAGCGGCGUUCAACCGCCCCCAUGUUGACCGCAGCACCGCCCCGCCCUCCUGGCACCCGCCCGACCUCCCUCCUCUGCGCCACUUGUGCGCUCCCGCAUCCUCCCUCCCUAUCUUGCUCCCGCUGCCAACCCUUUUUCCCUGCUCCCCCGUCCGCCUGUCCCUGCAUGCCACGUGGCAGGUUGUGUGUGGCGAAGCUGGGCAUGGCGCCAGAGAAGGCGGAUGCACUGCUGCUGCCAGUCGUCAAGGCCGCCUCCUCCGCCAGACCCAGCAGCGGCUGGAGGCGUUCUAUUCGUUCAAGCAGCGCUUUGCCAAGAUCCGAUCGCGCCGCGUGCAGCGGGCCGUCACCGGCAUCGCUGGCAGCGCUGCACGGCACCUCAUGCUGCCGGCCUCGGGGGUCACUGCUCCUGAGGAGGACGACGCAGACGAGAGCGAGUCAGGGGAAGAGAAGAGGCAUGGCAGGGGCAUGGAGGGGGGGGCAGCAGAACAGAGCACAGGUGAUGGCAGCACGCGAGGGGCUGAGGGUGGUAUGGAGGGGGGUGCGGCUGAGCGUGGGGGAACGGGCGUGGCGGUGAGGGUGCAGCCAAGACGUGAGGCCAAGCGGCCGCGCCUGCAGCUUGGAAACUCCGAUGCUGCGCUGGGUGGUGAUGGGGUUGCCUUGAGUGACUCGCAUGAAUGCAGCAGUGGGAGCCGUGCUAGUGGUGGUGGCGAUAGCGAUGGUGAUGACGCCAUGUUUGAUCCCAGGGAGCACCUGCCCUCACCUCUCACUGCACGCCCUGCACGCCCAGAGCACACUUCUCCCACAGGCACAGGUGCAGCCACUGCCACGCUCACUGGCGUGCUCACAGGCACAGGGAAGUGUGCGGCAGCAGGGCAGGCAGGUGGGCGAGGUGAGAGUGAGGGGAGCACGUGGGUGGUGCAGCAACACUCCCAUGGGGCAGAGCAGCAACAGGUCGUCGCACAGCAACAGCAAGGCCUCCUGCAUGCCUGCCGUGCCUCCCAUUCCUCCCCUCGUCAUGCCUCUGGUGAAGCCCAUACGGGUGCAGCAAGUGCAGGGCAGGGGGGUGCAGAGUGUGACUCCAUGCACGCGCUUCUGCAUGGAGGGGGGUUCUGUGUGGGGGAGGAGCAGCACGGGGAGGGGCAGGUGGCGGAGGCAGGGGGCCAGGAAAGGGGAGAGGAAGAGCAACAGCUGUGGAUGGAGCAGACAGGAGGAGCGGAAAGGGAGGAGAUAAGGGGCGUUGUGGCAAGUAAUGAGGUCUCUGGUGCUUGGGGUGGGUGUAGAGAGAUGGGGGAGGAGGUGGUGGGAGGGAGGGAAGGGGUGGAUGCGGAGAAAGAGAGCGAGGAGGGUGGUGGUGGGAUGGUGGUUGUACCCACAGUACAGAGUGACCAGUCUCUCACCCUUGCCUCAUUGGAGCCAGCUUCUUCUACUCCUGCUGCACCUCCUGCACGGGACCCCCCCCACAGUGCCGCCAUGGGCCCUCUGCUGCCCGCCCCCUUGCGCCGCAAGAAGCCCCGGCAAUCCAGCGACCACCAGCCACGUGUCGUCUCGCCACCGCGCCACCUCUCCAUGUCGAACGCCAUGGCCCAACCGCUCUCUCUUUGCCGCCCGUCCCCUUUUUUAGGGGCGCCCGCGUCGCAAUCUCCGUCAUUGUCGGCGCGCUGUGUGCGCGUGCCACGCGGUGCGGGCGUGAGCCGACUUUCCGCCGUGAGGGCGCCUUCAGCGGUGGCCGCGCGGCGGCGCGUAGUCGUCACUGCUUCCGCGAGUGCGCGCGCGGAAGACGCGGGCGCGGAGGCGGCGGAGAUAGAGGCGGCGGUGGCGGUGCUGGCGGAGGCGGCGCGCAGCAAGCAGGUGAAGGGCGAGGCAGUGUUUGCGGCGCUGCGGCGGCUGGAGACGCGGAAGGUGGGCGCGGAGGAGAGCAAGGCGUGGCUGGCGGCGCUGGGAGGGGUGGCAUCGCCUGGACACAUGUGGCAGCUGGUGUUCACUGCUGGUAGCGGCGAGGUGCGCAAGGCGGCGAAGGGCGGGGAGGGCACGGGGUCGUACUUCCCCAUCGCCGCCAUCCAACGCUUCGAUGCCACCGCGAUGGAGAUAGAGAACGGGGUGUUCCUGGGUCCGGUGGGCUACCUCACCUUUCAGGGCCCCAUGGGCUUCACUGCUCGCCGCCUCGCCUUCACCUUCCACACACUCACCCUCAAGCUCGGCCCGCUGCCGCCCUUCCAGGUCAGCUGCCGCCCUUCCAGAUCAGCUGCCGCUCUUCCAGGUAAAUUUGCCGUCCUACCAGGUCAGCCUGGCAACCUUGCCGCUGCCUCCUGCACAUCUCCCUCUCUCUCUGCUGCCCCCACUUUCUGCUUCCUGCACUCCCUCGUCACUCGCUUGCUUGCUACCCGUGCUUUCGACUCAACUCAAAAGUCAUCCCUUGCAUGUUCCGAACCCUCCCCUUCCCCCGCCACACACUUCACCUCCUCUGCCACAUGGCAGUGGGGGAUAGGAAAGGAGGAGGACAAGGGGAGGGUGCCAGGGGAGGGCAAGGCGGGCAGCAAGGAUCCGUUCUUCACCUGGUUCUAUGUCGAUGACCGCAUUGCUGCUGCACGAGGUAGGGGCGGUGGUGCUGCCUUCUGGGUGGAGGGGCGCGUGGUGGCGGAGAUCGGCGCGGGGCUGUGCGUGCUGGUGGGGGUGAUGGCGGGGGACGGCGAGCAGGACUGCGACUACAUUGGUGAACAUGACUGGCUGCUCUCCGCCCGUUCCGCCUCCCUCACCUGUCUGCGCCACGUCUCUCCGCACCCCUCCUCGUGCCCUCCCGCCCGCUCCCCUCGCUCCCCCAUCACCCUCGCCCUUCACAUCGCUAUCCUCUUCUCACUUCCUCUACUGCACGCCUUGCCCGGUGGGGGCGCAGCAUUCAGUCGGUUCACAGAGUACAGGCACCCCAAGUAUCUCCUCUCGCUCCCCCCACUGCCCCUCACCCCAAUCGCCCAUGCCCCCGUGCGCCCAUGCCCUCCCCCCAUCGGGUGCGCCAUGAGUCAGUUCACGCUGUACGGGCAGCCCAAGGGCAACAAGCUCGACUUCCACGUCGCCAUGACGCCCCCCCAGGCCAGCACCAUGGCACACAUGGCACGUUAG